This is a messenger RNA of Seminavis robusta, 1308 nucleotides long. Lineage: Eukaryota; Bacillariophyta; Bacillariophyceae; Naviculales; Naviculaceae. The record is from the annotation of a GenBank genome assembly.
AUGAUGGCUACCAGUACAGCCGCGACAGGACGGCGGCGAAAUGGACAAGUUGUGCUGCCAAUUAUCUACAUGCAACCGCAGUCCCGAACACAAAGGUUCUUGCCUCUUGUCAUUGUGGCUUCUUGUGGGGUUUGGAUUUUUGCAAUGGGUGCACUAUUGGAACGGCUGCCUCCGGGAAGAGCCUUUCCGGAUGACAUGACGGCCAAGCGUCUUCCACAGGUAACAACAUCCAUGCAGGGGACUCCAGUCCGAGUGCUCAAAGAAACAGAUUUGGACGAAGAUAAUCAAAUUACUACACGACACGCCGUGGAACACACCAGUACGACUACGACAACAAUCACCACCAAAAGUGCAACACAGGUCAAAACCGAAAGUCCAUCCGCUACCAAUGAGCAGAAGUAUCCACCAACAAUUGGAAAAUCUCACCAAAUACCAAACGUAUUAAUCUUCACUCACAAUGUGAAUCUACUCCAGUAUAAUAAGAAUCAACCCGACAAUCAGCAGGAGAACAGAACCAAAGAGGAGCAACAAGAACUGCUAGCUCUGCAAAAAAACAUCCACGCUACCAUUGACAAACAUCCUCGAGCCACCGUUCGAUUCCUGACAGAUAAAGACUGCGUGCAAUCGCUACAAGCCGCCCUAGGACCCAACGCCCCGCUCAUCGACCAUUUUCGAAAUGAGACCAUGGGAAUGUACAAGGCAGAUAUCUGUCGAGGAGCUGCCCUGUGGGAAACGGGAGGAAUCUACCUGGAUGUGGACGUGGGCGUGCGCAUGCAUCUAUUGGAUGUCUUGCAACCCAACACCACUUUUGCCACAUCCUUGGUGCACCGAGAUUCCAAACAUCCCGGAAAUUUCUUUCAGGCGUUCAUGGCCACCACUCCACGCCAUGCCAUUUUGGAGCGGUAUCUUCAAUUGUUCUUGGAACAUUAUCAGGGCACUCGACCCAUCCAGCGUGGACCACUCGGAGUCAUUUUGUUGCGACAAGCCUUUGACGAUGUCAUUAUGUCAGAGGGAGAAAUUUGGGCCAUGAACGGAAAGCCUGUGAAUGAUAAGGACAAGAGCUUUCGGUUGGGUCCCAAACUAGUGGAUACAAGACACCACGGGAGAAUCCAGCUCUGGCAAGAAGUACUCUACAACCCCAAAUUCUUGUCCAAUGUUGUUCCGGCACCGACCUGGGGAACCCGAAGAGCUUGUCAUUUUGUGGUGGUGGCAGACCAAAAGUUUCCCCUGACCGUUCCACUUUAUAGUCGCAUUGAAGGCAGCCGAAUGUGUCCGAGAAGAAGCGAUGCACAGAUGACUACAGCGUGA